AUGUCUGCCAAGUCAUACCGAGAACUUGCCCGAGUCUCCCCCAGCACUGCAUCCACCCACGACAGUGUCCUCGUCAUCAUCGACGCCCAGAACGAGUACGCCGAAGGCCUCUUGACCACCGUCGACGUCGCCUCCACCCGCAAGGCCAUCAGCACCCUCCUCACGCACUACCGCAAAUCCUCCGCCCCCCUCAUCCACGUCGUCCACCAAACCCCCGACGGCGCGCCCUUGUUCACCCCCGGCACCCGCCUCGCCGACGAGUUUGACGAGCUCAAGCCUGCUUCUGGCGAGCCUGUCGUCUGCAAGCAGCACCCAGGGGCGUUUACGGGCACCAACUUGCAAGAGCUGCUCGACAAGUUUGGCAAGAAGAAGGUGGUCAUUGUGGGGUAUAUGGCGCAUAUCUGUGUGAGCACUACGACUCGCCAGGCGUCGGAGAGGGGGUAUGAGAUUGUGCUUCCUCGAGAGGCGAUUGGCGACCGCGACAUUCCGGGCGUCAAGGCGGCUCAGUUGGUCGAUGUAGUCUUGCACGAGCUGGCCGAUGGGUUUGGUACUGUGGUCAGCGUUGCCGACAUUGAAUAG
This is a messenger RNA of Cryptococcus wingfieldii CBS 7118, 579 nucleotides long. Its product is annotated as isochorismatase. The coding region runs from base 1 to 579 and encodes 192 amino acids. The record is from RefSeq and is a predicted model, not a curated record. The transcript is spliced from 2 exons. Lineage: Eukaryota; Fungi; Basidiomycota; Tremellomycetes; Tremellales; Cryptococcaceae.